ACUUUGGCCGCGGGCAGAGGCGGCCCCGAGCAGCCGGUCUUCACCCAACUCAAGCCCGUGAGGCUGCACUCGGACGAGCGGGCGGUGAUGUUUGAGGACGUGAAGAGUCCCGCAGUCAGGAUGCUGCCGGACAGUCAUGUUGACGACCUGGCGCAGACUAGAUGCGAGAUGGAAAAGUAUCUGUCGCCCCAGCUACUACCUGUUCCGCAGCAAAAGAAAUACAGAAGAGAUAGUGCUUCAGUGGUGGAUGAAUUUUUUCAGGAAGAGAAGACAUCACCUUACAGUUUAAACAUUAACAUAAUGCUGCCUGACAUCACUCACCUACGAACUGGCCUUUAUAAGCCGCAAAGACCGUCCAUGCUUAAUGGCGAUGCAGAACCAGCUUUUACCCAGCCAAGUGGAACCACAACUGCCCAGGCCUUGCCGGAGUUCACUAGUGUUUUCAACACGUCACCAUCUGUGGAUGUCAACGAUGUUUUUAUUAAACAGGAGCUCCCUUCUCCUGAAAUGCAUCUGCCUCCUUCUCCCCACCAAGGUCAGUUGUACCAGUUACUGAGCUCCCCGGAUUUGGUAAGGGUCCCUUCUAAUGCGAUCCACACACAAGGUAAUACAGCUGCCAUGGGGAUAUCUACAGGAAUGACCGGCAUGAAUACACUCACUGCAUUAUGUCCGCAAACUGCAAUUAAACAUUUCCAGUCUAUUUCGCAUGGGUCAUUUGCAGUACCGGCGCAGUUCUUCCCACAGCAGCCCGCAUACCUCCCACCUUCACCACCAAACUCUGAGCCUGGAAGCCCAGACAGACAAACGGAGCUGAUGCACAAUCUGUCACCACCUCCAUCAUAUGCUGCUUCCAUUGCUUGCAAAUUGGGGUCCCCUACUCUACCUCACACCCUUCCUACAACCUUACAAGUAACACAGCAAAGCACCCAUGCAGUGAAGUACAACCGGAGAAAUAACCCAGAGCUGGAGAAGAGACGGAUUCACCACUGUGAUUUCCAAGGUUGCUCUAAGGUUUACACUAAGAGUUCCCACUUAAAAGCACACUUGAGAACUCACACUGGGGAGAAGCCCUACAAAUGCACCUGGGAAGGCUGUGACUGGAGAUUUGCACGUUCUGAUGAACUGACUCGUCAUUUCCGGAAACACACUGGAGCAAAACCCUUUCAUUGCACGGUCUGCAACCGCAGUUUUUCCCGUUCCGACCACUUAGCCUUGCACAUGAAGAGACACCAAAACUAGGCAAUUCUUCGUUUCUCAAGGCUGAUGUUCAUUAUGCAAAGAAAACAAAACGUGCUAUCUGCAGCUAAAUGCCAGACUAACGUUAUGCAAAUGGUAACCUUGAUGCCAUGGCUUCCUUUACUACGUGUAAUGUAAAGUUUUGAUAAAAUACACACUAAGCUUGUGUAUGGUUUUGAAACUGGAACCUUGUAUAUUUUGUAUAUAUUUACUGAUUCAGAUUUAAGAGCAGUGUUUAUUAGAAAGCUUAAUUAAAUUUCUUCGAGGGGUUGAUUUUGUUUUUCUUGGUUAUUUUAGGUAUACUGCAUAUAAUCAACUAAGCACAUGUCCAUUUCAUAGGCAAACAUGCACUACAGUGCAGUUGGUUAGUACUGAUAUUUGAUCUGUCAAGUUUGCUGCAUUAUAGUUUGUUUUGACCAAAGCACUGCUAGAUUUUGACAGUGUUUAGUAAAUUUGUAGUGGAGGACACUGAAAGGGCACACUGUAGACUUGAAUGCAGGAAAUAUUUGUACUGAACAAGGAAAGGGAAUUCAGCCUAAUCAAUACUUGAGAUUAUUAAUUCAUUUCAUUGAAGUUCUCAUCUUGUCAGAAUGACAUGGGAUGUUGCAUUUAACGGUACAACUACAAAAGUUGCCCAGACUGCAAUGCAUUAACCUGAGUUUAAUGAUGCAGCUUAUUUUAGCUGAAACUAGUAGUUGAUUUACUAGAAACUGGAUCAAAAUUGUAUAGAAUAGUCGACCAUAUAAAUUGGAAUUUUCAGUGUUCUGCUGAAUCAGGUUAAUCCUCAAAGCUGUUUUAUGUAAGUUUCAUAGUUAGUUUAGCACUCCAUUCCAUUUGGAAACUACUGCUAUAAGGAGAUAUUUAUAUAAUAUACUGUAUAGAUAAUAGCACUGAGGCAU
Molecule: messenger RNA, 2135 nt
Organism: Callorhinchus milii (elephant shark)
Lineage: Eukaryota; Metazoa; Chordata; Chondrichthyes; Chimaeriformes; Callorhinchidae
Product: Krueppel-like factor 5
Exons: 4
Coding region: 88-1239 (383 amino acids)
Biological process (GO): regulation of transcription by RNA polymerase II
Molecular function (GO): RNA polymerase II cis-regulatory region sequence-specific DNA binding; DNA-binding transcription factor activity, RNA polymerase II-specific
Source: RefSeq, a predicted model, not a curated record